UGAUUUCGCUCUUCAACAACACGGUCUUUUUUAAAGUUCCGUAGACGAUGAGAGCAAGGGGGUUGUGAAGAUACGGAAAAUAGGGACUGUUUAAAUAUCUUUGAUGCUCGUGGGACACAAAGAGAAUCAAAAUAAGAGACGUAGGGGUAAUUCUGGGAGUUUUUGUAUCAUAUUAACCGUUUCCUGGUGUUUAAAUACGGGUAGGCAAUAGCUAGCGCCAUCGGGCUAACGGUGUUAGCAGCUAGCGAUCAACCAAACGACAAAGGAAAUAUAGCCAGUAAAUCAACGUUUCCAUAACGAUAUCUUUUAUACAGUUUGCUUAUUCGGAUUGGGGCCUUAUUUUUUGACCAAUCACCAAGAUAGUAGAAAACGGCAGACUCGACCUGUUUGAAUAAACCCGACAAAAAUCCACUAAAAUGGCGGAGCCGGACAAAUUAAACAUUGACUCCAUAAUACAGCGUCUCCUGGAAGUUAAAGGCUCCAGGCCAGGCAAGAACGUACAGCUGACAGAGAGUGAAAUCCGUGGCCUCUGUCUCAAAUCUCGGGAAAUUUUCCUCAGCCAGCCAAUUCUGCUGGAGCUGGAAGCACCGCUCAAGAUCUGCGGCGACGUUCAUGGUCAGUACUAUGACCUCCUUCGUCUCUUUGAGUAUGGCGGCUUUCCUCCUGAGAGCAACUAUUUGUUCCUGGGGGACUAUGUGGACAGAGGGAAACAGUCUCUAGAGACCAUCUGCCUCCUAUUGGCCUACAAAGUCAAAUAUCCUGAAAACUUCUUCCUGCUGCGUGGCAACCAUGAGUGCGCCUCUAUCAAUCGUAUAUAUGGCUUCUAUGAUGAGUGUAAGCGACGGUAUAAUAUUAAGCUGUGGAAGACUUUCACAGACUGUUUCAACUGUUUACCUGUGGCUGCCAUUGUAGAUGAGAAGAUCUUCUGUUGCCAUGGAGGCCUCUCUCCAGACCUGCAGUCAAUGGAGCAGGUGCGGCGCGUCAUGCGGCCCACGGAUGUACCUGACCAGGGGCUGCUGUGUGACCUGCUUUGGGCCGACCCAGACAAAGACGUGCUGGGCUGGGGAGAGAACGACCGUGGCGUGUCCUUCACCUUCGGUGCAGACGUGGUGGCCAAAUUCCUUCACAAACAUGACAUGGACCUAAUAUGCAGGGCACAUCAGGUGGUGGAGGACGGUUAUGAGUUUUUUGCGAAGAGACAGUUAGUCACCCUGUUCUCCGCUCCUAACUACUGUGGCGAGUUUGAUAACGCCGGGGCCAUGAUGAGUGUGGAUGAGACACUCAUGUGUUCCUUCCAGAUCCUUAAGCCAGCCGAUAAGAAGCUGUACUACGGUGGAGGAGGUGGAAUGGGCUCAGGGCGUCCAGUCACCCCGCCACGAAAUUCAGCCAAGGGUGGAAAAGCCAAGAAAUAACACCCGCUGGAUGGCCCCUCCACCCCCCAACGUCCUCUCUCCCUGAAAUUCCCCGUUCUGACCCCACUCUUUCUCUACCUCCCUUCUUUCUUUCCGUCUCCAAACGGCUGUAAAGCAGAACAGUACCCAGGGUUGAAGUCCUUUUUUUUUCCUUUUUGUUUUUUUCUUUUCUUUUUAUUUUUUCCCCUCAUGUAACUUUACAAAUGUGUGUUUAUAUUUGAGACUGCGUGUGUGAGCGUCGGUUAUGUUUGUUACGCUCUUUGUGUUUGUUUUUCCACCCAUCCUUCCCUCCCCCUCCACCGCUCAUCGCCCUCAUCUCUCCACCUGUUUCUCUGUCAGGAAGCAUCCGACGAAGCCUCCGUGUAAUUGCCCAGCCAGGCUCUGGGAAAGAUUGAGACAGACAGAGGGUCACAAGGGGGUGGGUCGAGAGGUGCAGGUCAAGCCCCCCCCCCUCACUGUUUAUGUCCCCCGCAUUGUUUCAAACACAGAACUUGCACAUACUGCAUUAGUUAGAGAGCCAGUUUGAGUGAAAUGUGAUGCAUGUAUACACACACACACACACACACACACACGCACACAUACACACAUGCAGGGAGAAUGGAUGUGCAGAGAAAGCGUGAGGUAGAGAGAGACUGUCACAGGUGCAUAAUUUCCAUUUAGAGAUCCAGUGAUUUAAAACAAACAAUCAUGUUGGAACUUUUUACUUUUUUGUAGAUGGAUCACAACAAAAAGCUUUGAAAUUCUUUGCUUACUAUGUGUGUUUUUUUUAGUGUCUUUUUUGAAAGACAAUUAUCAAUAAAGAGAACUUUAUUUAAA
Molecule: messenger RNA, 2228 nt
Organism: Puntigrus tetrazona (Sumatra barb)
Lineage: Eukaryota; Metazoa; Chordata; Actinopteri; Cypriniformes; Cyprinidae
Gene: ppp1caa
Product: protein phosphatase 1, catalytic subunit, alpha isozyme a
Exons: 7
Coding region: 417-1412 (331 amino acids)
Cellular component (GO): nucleus; cytoplasm
Molecular function (GO): protein serine/threonine phosphatase activity
Source: RefSeq, a predicted model, not a curated record